AUCCUCUUGCUCUUUACGGCUUGUGUCUCGAACAAUAUGCCCACUUCAUUGUUCGAUAUAGGGAAGAAAAAAGGUUGGAUGAUACUGUACAACUUAUGGAUGAGGCUUUGAAGAUCUCACAUCAAAUUUAUGGUAUUAAUUGCUUCCAUACAAUUAAUAUGCUCAAUAAUUACGGUGCUUUGUUAAUUGCCAGGAACAGGUUUGAUCUUGCAAAAAAGUAUUUGGAAAUUGGUAUAAAUAGGAUAUUGUAUAUCGACGAAUGCAGCAGUCUACUGCCUGGGUACUACUGUAACUAUUCAGAAGCGCUUUACCACUGUGGUCAGAGAGUAGAAGCACUGCAGUAUGCAAAAAAAGCUGUCAAUUUAUCAUGUUCAGAAUCAAAAGAAUUAAAGGAUUACACAACGAGGUUUCUCCAAGACAUGGAGAAAGAUUAUAAUCGUCGUCGAUGA
This is a messenger RNA of Acanthocheilonema viteae, 449 nucleotides long. The record is from the annotation of a GenBank genome assembly. Lineage: Eukaryota; Metazoa; Nematoda; Chromadorea; Rhabditida; Onchocercidae.